Messenger RNA from Spinacia oleracea (spinach), 711 nucleotides. RefSeq lists its product as uncharacterized. The record is from RefSeq and is a predicted model, not a curated record. NCBI's taxonomy places the organism in Eukaryota, Viridiplantae, Streptophyta, Magnoliopsida, Caryophyllales, Amaranthaceae. The transcript has 2 exons. The coding region runs from base 1 to 711 and encodes 236 amino acids.
AUGGGAGAUUUGAUGAAAAGACAAUUCAAUGUGCUAGACUUGUCUGGGCACAAUUUUCUGGAAUGGACUGUUGAUGCACAGAUGAAUUUAAAAGCCCAAGGACUGGACCAUACCAUAAAAGAUAUAAUGGUUCCAGGCACUAUAGAAAUCAAAACUGCCACCGAGCAGGAAAAGGCCAAAGCCACAGUCCUUAUAACUUAUAAGGAUUUUAAAUCUGUCAGUGAAUAUAACUCCACACUAUUCAAAAUUGUAUCAUUACUGAAAUACUGUGACCAAGCGGUCACAAAAGAUCAAAUGAUAGAGAAAACCCUCUCCACAUUUCAUGCGAACAAUAUUGUAUUGCAACAGCAAUACCGAGAGAGGGACUUUAAGAAAUACUCUGAGCUGAUUUCUAUACUACUCGUUGCCGAACAGAAAAACGAUCUUCUGUUGAAAAACCAUAAUCUUAGACCAACUGGGUCUAUGGCAUUCAAUGAAUCAACUGCUGUUGAAAGCUCAAACCCACCCGAGGAAAAUGUUGCUCAUAGAGGUGGACGUGGAGGAUAUAACCAUCGCGGUAGAGGACGUGGAAACCACCGCGGGCGUGGCCGUGGUCGUGGUCAUGGCAGAGUUAUCUCGCCCCUAGAGACAAUAACCAAAAAGGGCAUCAACAAGGAAAUCAAAAGCAGACCCCCUCGAAAGAAAAAGACACAUGCUUUAGAUGUGGCAUGA